ACCAGGCUGGGAUUAAAGGAAUGUUCCACCUUGCCCAACUCCCAGUCACUUUUUAAAGCGAUGGGCCCUACAUCCCAACCCCCACCACUAAGAAUCUGAUUUCUGCAUGAGUUUGGGAGGGACAAGCCAUACUGGAACCAUAACAGCUUGGAACAUCGUUGGGCACCCAGACCACCGAGCUUGCCCUGACAUGUGUGCUAUUCUGGGCAGGCAGACAGACAGAGCUUGAGGCGUGCAGGGCGUGAGCGUGCAGAUGCGGCAAGCCAAGAAGAAAAGCGCAGCGCCCCUGACCGCAGCGCCCCCGGGCCGUGUCCAAGGCCGACUACGGAGCCUGCUGUCUCCCGCGCUGUGCUGCGCCUGUGGCUUGUGCGUGCUGCUGGCCGGCCUGAACGUGACCCUGGUGGGAGCUUUUGCAGCCUCCCUGCCUGGGCACAACGCGCCACUGGUGGUGGGGCCAGCGCUGCUCGCGCUGGCGCUGGGAUUCUUCGCUGCCUGCUGCGUGUGCAGCCGCCGGAGGCCGGUGUCCCGCGCUCGUUCCUCAGCCACCGAGGGCCAGGGUGGCGGGCGCGCAGGGACCGUGGCACUGGAAAUGGAGAGCAGCGAGCGCACAGCCCAAGACACAACCGCAGUGCAGCUCAGUCCUGCCGCCUCGGCCGCUUCCUCUGGCCACUCCAGCCCCGGGCCCGGUCUCUUUGCCCUGGAUCCUCCUGCGCCAGCAACCUCGGCCGGCUACUUGCCGCACACAGAAGGGACCCAGCUCAACUUCCCUAGGGACCUGGCUGCCUCCUAGUGGGCCAGGAGAAGUGGGCAGGGGUAAUGCCAAGGACUGAGCCUCAUCUGUCCCGUCUCUAGAACUUCCCAAAGGAAAAAGUGUAGUGAUGGCAUUGGCUCUCAAACCCCUAAGAAGGCAGCAGACCUUUGACCUCUUAGGUGGGGGGGUCUCUAAGCUCUACUUCAUUCUCCCUUCUCCUCUCCACGUUGAUCUGGAACCCUGUCCCUCCCCAUGGUGUUUGAGCACUAUGGAGGAAGCCUCGUCCAACUGAGAGGAUCUAGUCAGGCCCUCGGGGUGGAAAGAGGGGUGAAGGUUGAACUAGCUAUAGUUCAUUGUGCAUUGUGACAGGCAUCUAGCCCUUCCUUCUGCCCUUUAGGUUUCAUUGGGGAACAAAGGCUCUGACUCCAGGAUGGUCCCUGGGAAAAUCUCGAUGGCGCAUACCUACCCUAGGGUCAGGAGACAAACGGACAAAGGUCAGAGCUGAGGCUGGGGUCCUCAGUGGUGAGGAGGCUUUCCAAUCCUGAAAGGCCCAGAGUGAUUUUCACUGCCAGCAACACCGGUCCCCAGGACUGUGCAUUCUAGCUGUGCCUCACUCCUCAAUAAAGCACCUUCUGAGUCA
This is a messenger RNA of Onychomys torridus (southern grasshopper mouse), 1391 nucleotides long. It is a transcript of the gene Tmem275, whose product is annotated as transmembrane protein 275. The transcript has 2 exons. The coding region runs from base 254 to 790 and encodes 178 amino acids. NCBI's taxonomy places the organism in Eukaryota, Metazoa, Chordata, Mammalia, Rodentia, Cricetidae. The record is from RefSeq and is a predicted model, not a curated record.